GGCUGAGCGCCGCCGCCAGUCCCGGGAGCCCCGCGGAGCUGCGGGGACCGCGCUGGGCUGGAAAGGGCCCUGGGGCAGAGCGGGGAGCGGGGUCCGAGAGCCUGCGCGGUGCUGCGGGCGCGUGGCGACCCUGAGAGCCGAGCCCAAGCCGGGGGCGCGCUGCUCAGCCCCCACCGGGGCGACCUCUGGACCUCUCCGCGCGCGCGACUCCGGGAGCCAGAGCCCCGAAGGUGCAGAAGGUGCAGCCUGACCGCACGCCCCACCUGCAGCAGCGGCCCAGCCAUGGAGCCCCCGGUUCAGAUCUUCCGCGGAGACCCAGGCCCCACUUGCGCGCCCAGCACCUGCCUGCUCCCCAACGGCAGCGGCGGGGCCCCAGGCGACAGCAACCGCAGCGCGGGCUCCGGGGACUCGCCGCUGGAAGCCACCUACAUCUCCCCCGCCAUCCCAGUCAUCAUCACGGCCGUCUACUCCUUGGUGUUCAUCGUGGGCUUGGUGGGCAACUCGCUGGUCAUGUUCGUGAUCAUCCGGUACACUAAGAUGAAGACGGCGACCAACAUUUAUAUAUUUAACCUGGCUUUGGCAGAUGCUUUAGUUACUACCACCAUGCCCUUCCAGAGCACAGUUUAUCUGAUGAAUUCCUGGCCCUUUGGGGAUGUGCUGUGCAAGAUAGUCAUUUCCAUUGACUACUACAACAUGUUUACCAGCAUUUUCACCUUGACCAUGAUGAGUGUGGACCGAUACAUUGCUGUGUGCCAUCCUGUCAAGGCGCUGGACUUUCGCACACCCUUGAAGGCAAAGAUCAUCAAUAUCUGUAUUUGGCUCCUGUCUUCCUCUGUUGGCAUAUCCGCAAUUGUCCUUGGAGGAACCAAAGUCAGGGAAGACUUGGAUGUCAUCGAGUGCUCCUUGCAGUUCCCGGAUGACGAUUACGCGUGGUGGGACCUCUUCAUGAAGAUCUGUGUCUUUGUCUUUGCCUUCGUGAUCCCCGUCAUCAUCAUCAUCAUCUGCUACACCCUGAUGAUCCUGCGCUUGAAGAGCGUCCGGCUCCUGUCCGGCUCCCGGGAGAAGGACCGCAACCUCCGGCGCAUCACCAGGCUGGUCCUGGUGGUGGUGGCCGUCUUCAUCGUCUGCUGGACCCCCAUCCACAUCUUCAUCCUCGUGGAGGCGCUGGGCAGCACCUCGCACAGCACGGCCGCCCUCUCCAGCUUCUACUUCUGCAUCGCCCUGGGCUACACCAACAGCAGCCUGAACCCCAUCCUCUACGCCUUCCUCGACGAGAAUUUCAAGCGGUGUUUCAGGGACUUCUGCUUCCCCAUCAAGAUGAGGAUGGAGCGGCAGAGCACCAGCAGGGUCAGAAACACGGUUCAGGAUCCUGCGUACGGGAGGGAUGUGGAUGGGCUAAACAAACCGGUAUGACUAGUCGUGGAGUUGUCCUCUUAUGGUUCUCCGGGAAGAGAAGAGUUCAACGAUCUGGGUUCAACUCAGAUCACUACUGCAGUCUGAGGCGGAAAAGUAGAAUUUCUUACAAACUUUAGGAAAUCUCAUGGCCUGAGGUCAUCCAUGAGGCUCUAGUAGGGACCCAGGUCAAUGGAAGCAUCAAGGCUGUACGGAUUGAGUACCACCGAAGGAGCAAAUACAGCCCCUCGGAAGGGCAGGGAAGCUAAGGCUGGUUUCCAAUUCCUAUGAUGAACAAGAAACAAGCCUUUUUCUUCUGGUUUCCUAGAUGGACUUCAGGACUCGGCUGCUGUGGGCUUCCUAUGCAAUGCUGGUUUCCAAAGCUCUGUAUAGAAAACGAAGCCAAACAAAAUGCUGGUUUCAGGGCCUAGUGGACAUCCAAUCCCGAUGCUUAACAUGGACAGUAACAAUGACAACCAUUUCCAGGGGCCGUGCCCAGCUCACUUUAUGCUACACGGAUACACAUUGCGAGGUGAGGAUGCUACCUGAAGUUUGACUUGGAUCCAUACCUGAAAAGUCUGUUGUUCCUAUAUCAUAGAAACUUAUCUCGAUAUUUAAACAUAUACAAGAUGGACUGCAAUAUAGUUUAAUUCUCUGAAGAACUAUAUUUUUAGCAUGCUAUUUAGAUAGAUAAUCUCAUAAUAAGGCUAAGAAACAUAAAUUGGUUUAAGUAUCACCAAAAGUAUAUAGAGUUCCACCUGUAAAUAAUAGUACAUGUGCAAACAAGGAAUGGGUUUGCCAUAAAGCCAGGCAGUUGCUGGAGAGCAUGUUAAUAAUGUCCUCGAGUUAUUUAGAGUGAUGCUGAGACAUUUUGCUGCAACAUCAGCUUCUCUCUGAGAAUCACUCAACGGCACAUCACUCAACACCAAUUAGCCCUUCAGAGUGUCCACAACUCAGCGGAAUAUUUAACUCACUCCCAGGUUGUAGCCUUUGCCGAAUCUAGCUUAUAUGCAACAUCUCUUUAUGAAUAUAUAUCUAUUACCACAUUUUCUAUAUCCGGGAAGGGAAGGCAUUUUGUUCAUGUAAAUCUCAAGUGAUUCUUCUGUGGCUUUUGGUGGAAAGUAGAAUUGGUCCUAACUGUGAUCUGAAUGAGGACAUUAUGUCACCUGUGGUGCCUGAACACCCCUUGCACUGGGUUCUGAAGAGCAUACCUGAGAGGAUAAUGCCAUGAGCAUCACAUUGAGGGUAAUUUUGCUGAAACUUCAGAUGACAUAUAAAUUCCCCUUCCUUUUCCUGAAAAUUAUGGUUUCAGAAGAAAUGGCUUUUUCUGUCAUUUGCCUGGGCAGAAAAGGGGGUAAUUUAAAAAUAACACU
Messenger RNA from Pipistrellus kuhlii (Kuhl's pipistrelle), 2765 nucleotides. It is a transcript of the gene OPRK1, whose product is annotated as opioid receptor kappa 1. Gene Ontology annotation, cellular component: membrane; neuron projection. NCBI's taxonomy places the organism in Eukaryota, Metazoa, Chordata, Mammalia, Chiroptera, Vespertilionidae. The transcript has 4 exons. Gene Ontology annotation, biological process: neuropeptide signaling pathway; G protein-coupled opioid receptor signaling pathway; sensory perception of pain. The coding region runs from base 283 to 1413 and encodes 376 amino acids. Gene Ontology annotation, molecular function: neuropeptide binding; dynorphin receptor activity. The record is from RefSeq and is a predicted model, not a curated record.